Lasiodiplodia theobromae is the source of this 1731-nucleotide messenger RNA. RefSeq names its product G2 m transition checkpoint protein Sum2 protein. Gene Ontology annotation, biological process: P-body assembly; cytoplasmic stress granule assembly. Gene Ontology annotation, cellular component: P-body. The transcript has 4 exons. Gene Ontology annotation, molecular function: mRNA binding. NCBI's taxonomy places the organism in Eukaryota, Fungi, Ascomycota, Dothideomycetes, Botryosphaeriales, Botryosphaeriaceae. The record is from RefSeq and is a predicted model, not a curated record. The coding region runs from base 1 to 1731 and encodes 576 amino acids.
AUGUCCGAGUACAUCGGUGCCCGGAUAUCUCUGGUAUCCAAGAGUGACAUCAGAUACGUUGGAACCCUCCAUGAGAUCAACUCCGAGAACUCCACCGUCGCCCUCGAGAAUGUCAGGUCCUUUGGUACCGAGGGACGCCGCAAUGGCGAGGACGAGAUCGCUGCCUCCGACAACAUCUACGAGUACAUCGUCUUCCGUGGCAGCGACGUGAAGGACCUCAGGAUAGAGGGCAAGGUCGAGGAGCCCAAGCCUGCGCCGCCGCCCAUGCCUAACGACCCGGCAAUCCUUGGCGCCGCUCGUCCCGCUCAGUCCACGCCGCAGGGCAACCAGCAGAACCAGCCUCCCCCGAACUUUCCCAACCCGCAGCACUUCAACCCGCCGUACCCAACCUCGGGCCCUGGUCCCUACCCGCCCUUCCAGAAUACUCAUUUCGGUCCUCCUGGUGUUUAUCCUGGCGGCCCUGGUGGUCCUCCUCGUGGCCCUGGCGGUCCUGGCGGUCCCGGUGGCCCCGGCGGUCCUGGUGGAUUCCCCGGCUACCCUGGCAUGCCGUACGGUGCGCCUCCGGGCUGGUACCCUCCUCCCGGCCAAGGUUUCCCCCCGGGUCCUCCUGGUCCCUUCUCGCCGCACCCGAACCAGAUGCCCAUUGGCCCGCCUGGUCAAGGUCCCAAGCCCGGCCCUCCUGGCCCUGGCAAGGAGCAGAACCCUGUUGAGGCGGAUGCGGCGCCCAAGUCGGCUGAGGACAAGAGCAAGGAUUCUACGCCUGCACCGGCUCCUGGCCAGGCGCCAACUCCCCCCGUCGAGUCCAAGCCUGAUCCCGCCGCUGCUCUGGCGCCCCCUCAGCCCAACGCGGCCGCUGCCCCACCGACUGGACCCAAGGCGGCACCCAACGGCCCGAAGAAUGGUCGCAUAGUCCCCGCCAUUCCCCUCACUACGCCUGGCCAGAAGCCCGCCGCCCCGGUUGCUACCCCUCAGGCUCCUCAGGGUGCUCAGCCGGGCGGUAACCAGCCGCAGCAGUACCGCGACGCUACGCAAGCUGCCACUGCUGCCGUGGCCGCGGCGAUGGCUAAGCUCAAGCCGCAGGGCGGAGUCCCUCAACCUCAGACCGGUGACGCUGCUAUUCAGAACCUUACCCAGAAGGUCGCGGAGAUGCGUGCCGAUGAUAGGGCCCGUCACGGCAAGCAGGCUGGCGCCGGUGGUUUCCCUCCCCGCGGAGGUCGUGGCGGCCGCCGCGGUUCCGGUCGUGAUCAGCACAGCAAGCCGAUCGAAGUUCCCGGAACCGAUUUCGACUUUGAGUCUUCCAACGCAAAAUUCAACAAGCAGGAUCUGGUGAAGGAGGCUAUUGCUACUGGCUCUCCGCUGGGCACUCCUGGCGAGGAGGGUGACCCUCUCAACAAUGGAGAGACCAACGGCGCCGCGCACGAGAAGAAGGAAUCCGUCGUGAUCCCCGCCGCUUCGUACAACAAGAGCGACUCGUUCUUCGACAACAUCUCGUCGGAACUGAAGGACAGGGAGGAGGCCAGGGGCAAGCUGGGAGGCCACGAGUUCCGCAGCGAGGAGCGGAGGAAGAACCUCGAGACGUUCGGCCAGGGCAGCGUCGACAACUACCGCGGCGGCUUCCGUGGCCGUGGCCGUGGCAGGGGCUUCCGUGGCGGUCGUGGCUUCGGCCGUGGCCGUGGUGGUUCCCGUGGUCGUGGCGCUCACGCUUCGGCUGCUGAGGCUGGCGCUCUGUGA